Diospyros lotus (date-plum) is the source of this 3455-nucleotide messenger RNA. RefSeq names its product probable myosin-binding protein 4. Bases 239 to 2908 code for a protein of 889 amino acids. NCBI's taxonomy places the organism in Eukaryota, Viridiplantae, Streptophyta, Magnoliopsida, Ericales, Ebenaceae. Gene Ontology annotation, molecular function: myosin binding. The record is from RefSeq and is a predicted model, not a curated record. The transcript is spliced from 4 exons.
UCAGUCACUUUCGUAGAUAAACGAGGACGUCUUGGUAAUUCUCCUAUGUCACCUCUUUCGUCCUGUUUUCUCAUGGAUUUGAUGACUGAUGGGGAUCCUUGUUUCAUCUCCAAUUUCAUCCUUCUCUCUUCCGAUUCUUCCUUCAAGCUGCACGCCAGCAAAGGCUGGCGUGGGAAUUUGGAGUUUUGACUUGAAUGAUUAAUGCAAUUGGGGCUCAUCUCUAACAUUUGGAAUUAUUAUGGUGAGAAUGGCCACCAAGGGCACCUGGGGUCCGGGUGUUAAUCUGGAGAGGAAUCCUCGGGGGUUUAUGAAUCUUCUGUCUUUUAUGGUUUCCGAAUGGUUGUUGAUAUUUCUGUUGUUCAUUGACGCUGCGUUAUCAUAUUUGCUGAUUAAAUUUGCGCGCUACAGAAAAUUGCAAACCCCUUGCCUGUUGUGUUCGAGGCUUGACCAUGUUUUUGGAAAUGAAAAACCUGAAUUUUACCGAAGUCUACUCUGUAGCAACCACAGAGGGGAAAUAUCAUCUUUGGCAUCCUGUAACAUCCAUGGUAAGCUUGCCGAUGCUUGUGGGAUGUGUGAAGAAUGUCUCACGUCCUUCCCUACACAGAACAAAUUGAACUCUGAAUCAUUCAGGUUGGACAUUGGUAAAUUAGGGGUUGAUCUCGAUCAGCAUGGUCUUCAAAACUCAAUUCCAAAUAAGAAUAUUAGCCUGGGUUCUCUGAGCACAAGCACCUGUUCUUGUUGCAAUAAGAUAUGGAGAGCUAGGCCAAAUGCCCAAAGACUGCUGCAGUUAAAUCCACUUGGAAUUGGGACAGUUAAACCUAAUGCUAAACCUCCUUUGCCUCGUUUUCAAGGUCGUGCCCGCUUAAAACGCCGAGAUAGCAUUAAGAAAAUCAGGAACAAAUUUGCAGGGCCAACACCUCGUCUUAUUGGAAAUAGAGCUGCUGAUCCCUUGUCUCACGUAGCUUACACCGAGGUCAAAAUUACUUCAGACUCUGAGUCUGAGUUCCCUUUUUCUGAAGAUGAUGAUGGAAUUUUCAUGGCUUGUGAAAAUAUUGAUACAAAGGAAGUUCUUGUUGAUCAACUGAGUUCAGGUGAACUGCAUUCUGACAAUCUGGCCCCCGCCGAGAAGUUCCAACAAGCUUCUGGUGAUGCUAACCUGCCACCUAAUGUUGAAGGUUUGGCAUUUGACAGAAACAUAAGACAUGGUUCAAGAAAAUUUAACUGGGAACGAGCUAAUAGAAGGGCUAAUCCUUCUCCUCCACCUGAACUUAUUUCAUUGGAUGUCAUUCCCUCUUCAUCUAAUGUUGUAGAAGUUCCCAAUGGCAUAUCAGCAAAUAACCUUGAUGAUUAUUCAACUCAGAAUUCCAGCAUAUUUCCCCUGUCCGAUCUUGUUCCUCAAAAUGACCUUCCUCCAUCUUCCACUGUCAUGGAAUAUCUCGUUCGAGUUCCAUCAGAGAAGAAUUUUGUUGGAACCAGUGAUGUCGAAAAUAAGUCUCUGAUCAAGCAUAUUGAGGAUUCUGAGUUGAUGAGUAUAAGAACUCCAACAGGCUUUAAAAGUGGUCAGAUGUUGAAUGAUACUGCUUCACCAAUGUCAAAAGGUGUGGAUUCAAGUGAGGAGUGCAAGUCAACUGACAGUAAUAAAGGAAGAGAAGUUUAUGCAUUGCUCUCAGAACCUGAUUCUGAGAAAGUCCUUGAUGAAAUAUUAUCUAUUCAUGGCAUUGAUCCAUCACUGACUGAUACAAGUCCCAGUGUGCAUGACCAACAUGACGAACUCCAGAGAAAUGAUGCUUCUAGCUCUAAUGAAAUUUUGAUGCUUCAGAAGUCAACCUCAUCAGAGAUGAAUGACUUCGGUCAUGAAUUUGUUGAUGGAAGCAGUGUCCUUGAAAUUGAGGGUGAAAAUGUUGUUGAUAGGCUAAAACAACAGGUUGACCAUUAUAAGAGAUGUAUGAGCACUCUAUCUAGGGAAUUAGAGGAAGAAAGAAGUGCUUCUGAAGUUGCCACAAAUCAGGCUAUGGCCAUGAUUACAAGGUUGCAAGAAGAGAAGGCAUCAAUGCACAUGGAGGCCUUGCAGUACUUAAGAAUGAUGGAGGAGCAAGCGGAAUAUGAUAUGGAGGCACUGGAAAAGACCAAUGAUCUCCUAGCUGAAAGGGAGAAAGAGAUGCAAGAUUUGGAAGCAGAAUUAGAAUUUUACAAUUUUAACUUCCCUGGCAAAAAUAUGGGGGAAACUCUACUUGGAGUAACUGACAACUCGAAAGUGAGAAACACCCAUAUUGAGAAUGGUUGCAUUGCUCAUGCCAAAAGUAGUGACAUUAUCACCUGUGAAACAUCAAGGACAGUGUCUGAAGACACUGCUAAAAAGAACAAUGCGAAGUUAGAUUUUGAGGAUGAGAAAGUCUACAUUUCACAAUGUUUGAAGAAUUUGGAGAGAAAGCUGAAUCAAGUUUGUUGUAACAAAUCAUCUCUUGACAUGCCAUUAGAUAAAGCAGCAAUAAAGAAUCUGACAAUGUCUCCUUCUAGUGGGGGGAUUCAAACUGAUCAGCAGAAGGAAGAGAAUGAUCUGCUGAUGCAAAAAAAUCUAUCUGCGUUGAAUGCAGGCCUUUCUACUGAAGAAGGUUCUGACCUCUCAGUUGAGCACGAUGAUUUGGUCAAGGGGAGCAAUCAUCUUGGUCCUGAUGGGCAAGAAUCCGCCAAUAAUGGUGGAGGUAAUGACUUGAUUGCUCUAGCAACUGCAAUCUCAGACCUUAAUGGCAGGUUGGAAGCACUUGAGGCUGAUCGUAAUUUUCUUGAGCAUGCUUUUAAUUCACUUAGAAUUGGGGAUGAGGGAUUACAUUUCAUUCAAGAAAUAGCUCAUCAGCUGCAAGAAUUGCGGAAAAUUGGAGUUGAGAAGAAAAGUCUAUGUGUUCCUUGAGUUCAUGUGCCUGCAAUAACCAGUUUCUUGGCGAGAAUAAGAACUGAUCAGAAAAAACCCUGCUCCAUCAGUGCCACUAUAUUGGUUUAAAUGCGCCGAGGCAACAUUGCACCCCAGUAGACUGCCUGCAAAUUUGAUGCAAUACAGAUUCUUUGUACAGCUGCCCUCCUGUGUAAAAAGAACAUUUGGUUCUGUAAGUGUUUAUGUCAAAUUUGAUGCCUCUUGCUGCGAGUUUUGCUAAUCUAAUUUUGAUUUCCUGUGUUCUGUUGUAGACUUGGCAGGAUCAUUUUUUUUUUUUUUUUCCCCCUGAAACAAGAGAUCUUUGUGUAACCAUCAGUAUUGCCCUCAAGGUUGGCAAUGGAAGUCCAGAUGGACUCUGGUACGUUUGCAUCACAGUAAUUGUAGAUAAGAGAAUUUGCCCGCAGUUGUUUGCUAUCCCAGUAGUAGUGAUAAAACAAUUGGAUUCUCAAAUUCACUGUCCUUUGAGUGAACGGUCUCUAAGUUUGCCAUAUAUUGCCUCUUGAAGGAUGAAUGCAAAGGCACAUUC